Messenger RNA from Notechis scutatus (mainland tiger snake), 3480 nucleotides. It is a transcript of the gene NINJ1, whose product is annotated as ninjurin 1. Gene Ontology annotation, cellular component: membrane. Lineage: Eukaryota; Metazoa; Chordata; Lepidosauria; Squamata; Elapidae. Gene Ontology annotation, biological process: cell adhesion; tissue regeneration. The record is from RefSeq and is a predicted model, not a curated record.
CAGCAACAUGGGCUCGACCCCGGACAGCCACGAGAUGAACGGGCUGACCACGGCAAUGGGGAACGGCAACGGCGACGCGACGCCUCCAGACGAGGGCGGAAGAUGGCUACGGGCAAAUAGACAAAUUAACAUGAACCAUUAUGCCAAUAAGAAGAGUGCAGCCGAAAGCAUGUUGGAUAUUGCUUUGCUCAUGGCCAACGCAUCCCAGCUGAAAGCUGUGAUGGAGCAAGGACCCUCUUUCGGAUUUUAUAUGCCUCUGAUUGUUCUCAUCAGCAUCUCACUUGCACUUCAGAUUGUAGUUGGUGUGCUCCUAAUAUUCCUUGUUAAAUAUGACCUUAAUAAUCCUGCAAAACACGCCAAAUUAGACAUUCUCAAUAACCUUGCCACUGGACUGGUGUUUAUUAUAGUCGUUGUCAAUAUAUUUAUCACUGCUUUUGGAGUUCAGAAGCCGUCUCUCCCAGAAAAGAAGGGAUAGAAAGAGACCAACAUUCUUUAAAAUUCUGAAGACAAUUUCUGUACUUUGUGCCAGUUUCACUUGGAUGAAGAAACUCAACAAGCAUGUCUUUCUUUGAAUUGUAUUAUUUUCCAGAAAGGCCAUUUUAUAUAAAUUCUUAUUCUUAUAAAAAUAACGGGCUGCCAUUUGGAGGAAAACUGAAUUUAAUUUGUAGCAUAAGGAGUCGCAACCAAAGAUGCUUGCACUGAACUUUUCACAUAAACCUAAUAGUAUUGCUUUGGAAAAAAAUUCAGUGUAUAUCCCAGAGACUUUCUUAUGACUAUUGAAGUGCAGUCCCUGUGCCUUCACAGAAAUGCUGAACCAAGAAAGAGCAUCUAUAUAUGAACUCAUGGACUUCGCAUAGGUAGGGAAAGACCCAUGUACAUUUCAGCAUUAAACAAUAAUUUUGCCUACAAGACUUUCAAAUCCCAAUGAAUUGUGUAGACAAAAAACCCAAAUUGUUCAUUAUUUAUAUACUUUCAUGUGAAUAAUUAUAUCUGAUAGGGUGCUAUGGAUAAGAAGAAAAUGAAUUCAAUCAAUGCAGAAAGUGAUGGUAAUGUUAGGACAAACAAACAUUUAUUUUACAAAGACCACUUCCCUUUAAUGGCCACUGAUAGUCAUUCCAAGUGUUCCAAAGAGGUGGGUGUCCAACCUUUUUUUUCAAGUAGAAAUAUAUAUUGUACAAUUUUGUAUUAUUUCAUUGAUGCUGUAGUCUGCUUAGAACAAAUGUGAUGUGUGAAGCCAUGCCUUAUGGCUUGUAAACCAUGAUUUAUGUCUGAGAAUAUUUUGCGAACCCAGCCAGUUACUCAAUAAACUAUGGUUCAUUCAACCAUAGUCUAGCAUGAUGUACGACCUUACUGUGUGAACAUAUCACAGCUUUGUAUAAAGGCAUUAUAAUAUAGUUUUGUUUAUUUUUUGAUUCUGAAAUUGCUGUUUAUUAUAGCUUUUGAUUAAUUGUUUAAGAGAUUUUAUCUUUAUAUAAUAUUUGAUCAGAACAAUUUGCUUACCUGACUAAAACAGUGCAAAACUCUGAGCUGCAUCCAAAAUGUAAUUUCACACAAUUGCUAGGUGUGUGUGUGUGUGUGUGUGUGUGUGCUUGAGUGCAUCUACUUUACCAUAAACUAAGGGAACAAUCAAACACAUGUGUUGUCAUGUGUGACAGAAUAGCAAUUUUAUCCUCAACUCUUUCCUUUUUCCAUAAGAUACACCAUUUUGAGUGUCUUAAAACAUCUUCCAACUUUCCAAGUUACUGGCAAACAGAGUAAGUACAGGGAUAAUAAUGUCAUUUCAUCCUGACAUUUGUGAAGAACAGGAAUAUAAAAAGUAUAUCUCUUAUUCCUUUUGUGGUGCAGUCAUUCUGAAAGAAUCCUAAAAUGUUGCUGCAGGUUUAAAUGAGUGGCAUUUAAAUUUAAUGAAUAAAUAAAUUUCACACACAUGGUCCAUCCAUGGUGAAUAUCUUCUGCUUUAGUAAGGAUUACUUCUCGCUGCAAAAUCUUGAUAGGUCUAUCUUCUUUAUAUUAAAGAUAGCUUGUCAACACUUGAAUAGAGAAAUGCCAAGAUUUCCCCCAUUUUUCCUGCUUCAGUGACAAAGACUCAUUCUAGAAUGCACCUCAGAGUGCAUACCUCUUCAUGGAUCUUUCUAACACAAUUAAAAAGUCACUGUGCAUUCUUCUCUGGCCUGCACUGCUAAUUUUAAAACUAAAGUAGAAAUAGAAAGGCUUAUCCUAUGCACAAGAUGAGAACCAAAUUUUGAUUAUAUCCAUUUUUUCUCAUUAUCAUUCUCUCAUUAGCUUUUUUUAAAGUCAAACUAUAUAAGAAAUAAUAAUUUUUAAAAAGUAUUUUAAUGUAACUGAGUCAGUAAAUUAAAAUUUUACAGAAUAUUAUAUAUUAUAUAUACUAUAUUUUUUUCUUUAAAAAUAUAGUGAAUAUUUUUCCUAAUUUAUCAUUUGUGAGCACAAACUGUACUCUAUUUUUAGUUACCUACAGAUCUAAUGUCACUAAUGUGUUUUAUUUUUUUUAAAAUUUGAUUCAUUAAAUAUAUACAUUUUAAAUAUAUAGUAUAUCGCACAUUAUUUUAGACAGAGGAUAGAAGCCAUUUCCUUUACCAUUUCAGAUGCUGUAUUUUUCUAUUAACAGGAUUAUAAUCAUAAGAUUCUAAAGAAUAAGAUACUUUUUCUAGCAAGAAAAUAGAGAACAAAAAAGACAGAAAUUUAUUUGGAUAUCUGUUUUAUUUUCAGUGAAAAUAAUUGGGUUUUAUUAUUAAUAAGAAAGAUUUUCUUUUGUUUGGAUAUGAAAAUUGAUCAAAAGGUUACAGAAUGUCAGUUUACAGCUACUGCCUUUAUAAAUCGCAUGACUAGGGUUGCUUCUUCUGUAUAAGAGUCAACUGUAAUUCUGUACAUUGUUACCGGGAAAUGAAUCCCACUGAAUUAAGUACGGCUUGCUUCAGCAAGAGCAGGUAUUUUUUGUAGAUUAUAUUUUUUAAUAAAUUAUAUUAAAAUGCAGUGUAAUCAAUGUCCUGCUGUUUUUCAUAGUUAAUGUGUGAUAAAAUCAAAAUGUUAACUAAAAAGUACAAUUGGUUUAGGCACUACAAGUGAGGAGUGUUCUAAAAUAGAAUAUAAAUUUAGGUCACAGAUUUUUGCAAAAUAUUUUUUACGGCAUACUGAUUUGCUUGCUUGAUGUCAGCAAUAGAGUAAACUAGAAACAGCUGUGAGGGUGAGGGGUGUCAAAAAAAAUGAAGAAAGGUAUCCAUGACUAUGCAAUCCAAGCCCUGUCAUUGAAACUGAUAAAUCGACGGUAAAUUAGCUGGUCUCAAUCUGGCAUCCUGUGCAUGGUUUGGAUUACAGCACAUCAUAAAUAUCUUAUAAAAAUUGUACUAGAGACACAACUUGUCAUGAUUCUGAUUUCCUAUUCACAGUAGAAUCCUGUACUUAGAUUGUUAUUGCAUUACACUGUUUUCAUUAAUUUUCUUUUCAUUGCUGGUCAAUAAA